AGUCAUGGCUUUGAUGAAUGGCAUGGACACAGCAGAUAAGUUAUGCUGCCACAUGUGAAUGUUUGAGCAACAGAAAAGAGUAUCCCUCCUUCUUCAGGACCAUAGCAAGUGACAUCUACCAGAGUAAAGCACUGGCAUAUUUGGUCAAGCACUUUGGCUGGUCUUGGGUGGGAGCUGUAAACAGUGAUAAUGACUAUGGCAACAAUGGAAUGGCCAUUUUUCUGAAUGCAGCCAAAGAAGAGGGAAUUUGUGUUGAGUAUGCAGAGAAGGUUGACCGGACAAAUCCGGCAAAUAUUUUAAAAGUGGCAGAAAUUAUUAAGAAAAGUACCGCCAAAGUAAUUAUUGUAUUUCUUGCCCAUGUUGAUAUGAAAAUUCUACUAGAUCAGCUUAUUCUGAAGAAUGUCACUGGCUAUCAGAUGAUUGGUGUUGAGGCAUGGAUUACUGCAGCAAAUCUAGUAACACCUGCUAGUUAUAACAUUUUGGCUGGAUCCAUUGGUUUUGAUGUGGGAAAAUUAAACAUUGGUAGUUUUGCUGACUAUGUUGUUAACAAAUUUUGGCAAACAGCAGUCCCAUGCUUGAAUACAAAAGGAAACAUUUCUCAAACUGAUAACAACUGCAGCAAAUAUGAAGAUAUGAUCCCUUUCAAAAACUACAUUGAAGAUAUAUCAGAAUUGAGAUAUGCAAAAAAUGUCUACAAUGCAGUUUAUUCUGUGGCACAUGCUCUACACAGCCUGAUAAGAUGCACAGGAAACAGUUGUGAAACAAACAAAACAAUACAACCAUGGCAGGUUGUUGAAGCUAUAAAAAAGGUCAAUUUUACCACCAAAUUAGAAGAAAAGAUUUUGUUUGACAGCACUGGAGCAACCGCUGCAAAGUAUGAUGUGGUGAACUGGCAACGAGGGUAUAAAGGAGAAGUGCAGUUUAAGGCAGUGGGUUAUUAUGAUGCCUCGCUUCCAAGUGGACAACAGUUUGUCCUAAAUGCUGAAGAUAUCAUGUGGACUGGAGAGAAAAGAGAGAAGCCAAGGUCUGUGUGCAGUGAAAGCUGUCCUCCAGGAACCAGGAAAGCUGCACAGAAAGGAAGGCCUGUCUGCUGUUUCGACUGUAUACCAUGUGGAGGAGAGAUCAGUAACCAGACAGAUUCAAAUAACUGUGAGCAGUGUCCAGGAGAAUAUUGGUCUAAUGCUGAAAGAGAUAAAUGUGUGUUAAAGGUUAUAGAGUUUCUUUCAUUUACAGAGGUUAUGGGCAUUAUACUGGUACUUUUUUCUUUGUUUGGUGCUGCAUUAACUAUAUUAGUAGGCAUUUUAUUUGUAAUAAAAAAGGACACUCCUAUAGUUAGGGCCAACAACUCUGAGCUGAGCUUCCUGCUGUUGUUCUCACUGACUCUGUGUUUCCUCUGUUCACUUACUUUCAUUGGACGGCCCUCUGAGUGGUCCUGUAUGCUGCGCCACACAGCUUUUGGAAUCACAUUCAUUCUCUGUAUCUCCUGUGUUCUGGGGAAAACAGUAGUGGUGUUAAUGGCCUUCAGAGCUACACUUCCAGGCAGCAAUGUCAUGAAAUGGUUUGGGCCUCUACAGCAGAGACUCAGUGUAGUUGCAUUCACUCUCAUACAGGUCCUUAUUUGUAUACUUUGGUUAACAAUUUCUCCUCCACUUCCCUACAUGAACAUGAACUACUACAAGGAAAAGAUUAUAUUAGAAUGUUCUUUGGGUUCGGGUUUCUGGGCCGUGCUGGGGUAUAUUGGAGUUCUGGCUUUCUUAUGCUUUGUUUUGGCUUUUCUAGCUAGAAAGCUGCCAGAUAAUUUUAAUGAAGCAAAAUUCAUCACAUUCAGUAUACUCAUAUUCUGUGCAGUGUGGAUCACCUUUAUUCCAGCUUAUGUCAGCUCUCCUGGAAAAUUCACUGUAGCUGUGGAGAUCUUUGCCAUUUUGGCCUCCAGUUUUGCUCUACUGUUCUGUAUAUUUACUCCUAAAUGUUAUAUUAUUCUACUUAAACCUGAACUAAACACCAAGAAAAAUAUGAUGGGCAAAAUAACACCUAAACCCCUAUAA
This is a messenger RNA of Silurus meridionalis, 2045 nucleotides long. Its product is annotated as extracellular calcium-sensing receptor-like. The record is from RefSeq and is a predicted model, not a curated record. Gene Ontology annotation, biological process: G protein-coupled receptor signaling pathway. Gene Ontology annotation, molecular function: G protein-coupled receptor activity. Gene Ontology annotation, cellular component: membrane. Lineage: Eukaryota; Metazoa; Chordata; Actinopteri; Siluriformes; Siluridae.